Molecule: messenger RNA, 1218 nt
Organism: Rhagoletis pomonella (apple maggot)
Lineage: Eukaryota; Metazoa; Arthropoda; Insecta; Diptera; Tephritidae
Exons: 1
Coding region: 1-1218 (405 amino acids)
Source: RefSeq, a predicted model, not a curated record
AUGGUUAAGGAUAGGAAAAGUUACGAUGUGUUAAAAGUGGACCAGUUAUUUUCGGUCUCUGGUGGUAAGUCGAAACCACAGUCGAUCAAUCAGAUUUUAAGCUCACGGAGUCGUAAGAAAUCUACCACCAUAUACAUCAACCAAAAACCAUGUAAGUUUGAAGUGGAUUCAGGUUCAGAUUAUACUAUAGUAUCUUCUAAAACAUUCGACCAAUUAUGGCCGGGGGUUAAGCCGUUGCUAUACGAGUGCGGUCUUGAAUUGAGCGAUUUUCAACAUAAUGGUGUACCUAACAGAGGUGUGUUAGAUGUUGACAUUGAGAACAACAAACGUCCAAUCAAAGACUUACCACUUAUCAUUGUAAAUGGUAACCAAAGCAACGUGCUGGGUUGUAAUUGGUUUGAUGCGUUGGGCAUAAGUGUGCAGGGAGUGUUGGCAAUUGAAGAAUCGCCCACAAUCAAACACAUUUUAGGCAAAUUUGAGCAUCUUUUUUCAAAAGAACUUGGCAAAUUCAGAGGGGAACCAGUUUCCUUACAAGUUAAAAACAACAUCCAACCCAUUAGGCUUCCCGCACGCCGUAUUCCAAUAGCUAUUCGUAGUCUUGUUGAAACUGAACUCGAUCGUUUGUGCGCUCAAGGUAUUUUUGAACCUGUCGAAUACUCUGACUGGGCAACGCCCAUCGUCCCAGUUCUCAAAAGCGAUGGAACCAUUAGAAUUUGUGGUGACUACAAGUCUUCCCUAAAUAAGGCCAUGUUGCCACACAAUUUCCAAAUUCCAUCUAUAAGCUCGCUUAUCUCUUCAAUAGAAGGGGGAAAGAUCUUUGCUAAAUUAGAUCUCGCACAAGCGUACCAACAACUUGCCGUAGACGAACACUCUGCCAUGUUGCAAACCGUUGCGACACACAAAGGCGCAUUUAAAGUAAACCGUCUUCAAUUUGGCAUUUCGUCAGCUCCGCGAAUUUUUCAGAAUUUUAUUGACGUGCUCCUUCGGAAUAUUCCUUGUGUUUUACCGUAUUUCGACGAUGUAGUCAUCAUGGGCGGAACCGAGACGGAACUAUCUGAGCGUAUAAAUGAAGUGCUAUCCCGAUUCGACAAAUCAGGUUUACAUCUUCGCCGGGAUAGGUGCAAAUUUGGAGUACACACCAUACAUUUUUUAGGGUACAAAACUGAGGCUGCACGCUUCUUUGGGCUUCCGUUAGUGGAGCUUGACGACAACGACUGA